This is a messenger RNA of Truncatella angustata, 1740 nucleotides long. Its product is annotated as major facilitator superfamily domain-containing protein. Gene Ontology annotation, cellular component: membrane. Gene Ontology annotation, biological process: transmembrane transport. The record is from RefSeq and is a predicted model, not a curated record. Bases 1 to 1740 code for a protein of 579 amino acids. Gene Ontology annotation, molecular function: transmembrane transporter activity. Lineage: Eukaryota; Fungi; Ascomycota; Sordariomycetes; Amphisphaeriales; Sporocadaceae. The transcript has a single exon.
AUGGGUACUUCAGUUACCACAAGGGAUGUGCAUGGCGUCAGUUCUGUUCAGCCCGUACAACAGUAUGCGACAGAUCAGAAGAGCCUCGCCCAGGAAGACAAUCUGAAAGACUUUGGCGACGAUCUUGCAGACCCUGAAGACACAAGCAAGCCUCCUGGAAUAUGGACAAGUCUUACCACGCGCCGAAGACCGACAGACCUUGACGCCACUGCUACGGUACGCAGUGUCUUCGACGAUCCGAACCUCGCUGGAUACUAUGUACCUCAUUCGGACUACGAGAAUAUUCAUCGAUUUGACCCUGCCGAGCGAUGGACUCACCGGGAAGAAGAACGUGUUCGGAGGAAAAUCGACUGGAAGAUCUUCAUCUGGGUUCUGGUCAUGUUCUUCGGUCUUAACAUCGACAGAGGAAACUUGAGCAACGCAGUUGCCGACAAUCUGUUAGGGGAUCUCGGCAUCAACACCAAUGACUACAACAACGCACAGAACAUGUACCGAGUUGGAUUUCUGAUCUCGGAGAUACCGUCACAGAUGAUUGGAAAGUGGCUCGGACCAGAUCGCUGGAUUCCCGCUCAGAUCAUCUUGUGGAGUCUUGCUUCUGGCGGCCAAUUCUUUAUGCACAACCGGGCUGGUUUCUUCGCAUGUCGGUUCAUGAUCGGCCUGGCUAUGGGCGGUUUCAUUCCCGAUGCUAUUCUGUACCUGUCUUACUUCUACAAGAAGUCCGAAACACCUCUACGCCUCGCUCUGUUCUGGUUCGUCGACUCCAUGUCGGGUGUCGUCGCGUCCUUCAUCGCCUACGGAGUUUUGCAUAUGCGUGGCGUGGACGGCAAAGAAGGAUGGCGAUGGCUCUUCCUGAUCGAAGCUCUGAUCAGCUUCGUUAUCGGCUGUCUCAGCUUCCUCUUCCUAGUUCCCGGGCCCACUCAGACCAAGACAUGGUGGAAUCCCAAGGGCUACUUCACAGAGCGAGAGGAAAAGAUUAUGGUCAAUCGAAUCCUACGUGACGACCCAUCCAAGGGCGACAUGCACAACCGUCAGCCUCUGACCAUAGGAAUGUUAUGGCGCAGUCUGAAGGACUACGACCUCUGGCCAAUCUACGUCAUCGGUAUACUCUUCGAGAUCCCCACCGCGCCGCCCAAGGCGUAUCUCACACUAUCCCUCAAGUCGCUAGGCUUCAGCACUUUCAACACUACCCUACUGAGCAUCCCUGUGACAGUAUUCGCUGCCCUCAACAUGCUCGGUGUGACGUGGCUCACGGAGAAGACAAACCGCAUUGCCAUCAUCGGUCUUCUGGCUCAAGUCUGGGUUUUACCUCUGCUUAUUAUCGAGUACACCUCCGCCAAGAGCCUGUCUGCUUGGGGCCAGUACGCGCUAAUAUUCAUCAUCUUGGGCCAACCAUCUGUGCACGCCGCUCAAGCGAGUUGGUGUUCUCGGCUCAGCAAUGCCGUGAGAACCAGAGCCGUCAGUACUGCCAUGUACAACAUAACCGUCCAGUUGUCGGGCAUUGCGUCUUCAAACAUCUACAGAGAGGACGACAAACCGGUGUAUCACCGUGGCAAUGGACAAUUGAUUGGUAUCACCGUGGGUACUAUUGUGGCUUAUGCGCUUGCCGAGGUCUACUACGUUAUGAGGAACAAACAUAAGAGGAAUACAUGGGACAAGAUGAGUUCGGAAGAAAAGGCAAGGUAUUUGGAACAGAACGGACACCUUGGAAACAAGCGGCUAGACUUCUUCUUUGAUCACUGA